This is a messenger RNA of Purpureocillium lilacinum, 1263 nucleotides long. RefSeq lists its product as uncharacterized. Gene Ontology annotation, biological process: amino acid metabolic process; biosynthetic process. Gene Ontology annotation, molecular function: transaminase activity; pyridoxal phosphate binding. The record is from RefSeq and is a predicted model, not a curated record. NCBI's taxonomy places the organism in Eukaryota, Fungi, Ascomycota, Sordariomycetes, Hypocreales, Ophiocordycipitaceae.
AUGUACGUGGAGGGCGCCCCCUGCAACCUAGAGCAGACGACUCACAGCGAUUUGACCAGUGCCGGUCCACUGCCGUGGGUGCAUGUUGCAGGAGGCAAUGAGUCAUCCGAAUCCCUGGUGCAACGAGAAAACGGUAAACUCAUUAUUCGUCAAGUAGAGGAUUUCGUCAACAGCGCUGUCAAAUUCGAGUCGCAGCAGUUCACCUACGGCUUCAGCACCGCAGGCGGGUCGCGUUUCCCCGCUGCCCUGGCCGUGCAUCUCAACGAGUAUCUCAAGCCGCACAAGCCCAUCACCGCCGAACACAUCCAAGUCACCGGCUCGGCUACCCCAUUGCAUGAGAUCCUGGCCUGGGGCCUGGCUGACCCAGGCGACGGCAUCCUCACGAGCCGGCCCGUCUACGGGCGAUUCGAGCUCGAUUUUGGCAAUAGAGCCGAGGUCAAGAUCGUCUAUGCCGACACCCACGCCGAGAAUUGCUUCGACGAAGAUGUGGUCGACAAGUUUGAGGAGGCCUUGGCUCGGUCGGAGGCCGAAGGUGUCACCAUUAGAGCGAUCCUCAUCGUCAACCCUCACAAUCCGCUUGGGAAAUGCUAUCCCAGGGAGACGCUCAUCGCGCUCAUGAAGUUCUGCCAAAAGAAGCAGAUCCACCUCAUCAGCGACGAGAUCUAUGCCUGCUCCAUCUUCGACUCGGGCGAAUCCGAUGCUGUGCCUUUUACGUCAGCCCUCGCCAUCGACCCGGCUGGCAUCAUCGAUACGGAACGUCUGCACGUCACCUACGGCUUCAGCAAGGACUUUGGCUCAGCCGGUCUGCGUAUCGGCGCCAUCAUCACCCGCAGCAAGGCCGUCGAGUCAGCCAUCACGGGCGUAAUGCGCUUCCACAACCCUGCAGGGCCAAGCUUAGCCAUUGGUGCUGCCAUGCUCGAGGAUCGCAAAUGGUGUCGCGAGUUCGUCGAGUCGUCGCGCACAAAGCUUGCCGCGGCAUACAAGCAUGCGACGCAGGGGCUUCGCGAUGUCGGCAUCGACUACCUGCCGGGAAGCAAUGCCGGGUUCUUCGUCUGGAUCGACCUCUCGCGGCACCUGCCGGAGGAUCUCGACGGUGAGCCGAAUAGCGAGUUUGCCUUGGCCAAGAAGCUGAGGGAGGCUGGCGUAUUCCUGCAUCCCCGGGAAGAACACUCACUCAAGCCAGGAUGGUUCCGCAUGGUGUAUACGCAGAGCCCGGACAUUGUGACUGAAGGCAUUAGGAGGAUUAAGAAGGCCAUCUCAUAA